AAUAAAAUCUUCUUUUUCUCUCUCUCUUGAAAAAGUUAGAAGAACCUUUGAAACUGCAUUCAUUGAUUCAUUCAUUGAUUCAUUCAUAGUAUACAAAAUCAAACUCAGCAACUACUGCAACAAACACCACCAACACUCUCAAAACCUCACCUCUCUCUCUCUUCUCUCUUUCAAUAAAUGCACGCGUUUCUCAACAUACUUUCAACCAUUUCAAAAUCAAUUCAUUCAUAGUAUACAAAAUCAAACUCAGCAACUACUGCAACAAACACCACCAACACUCUCAAAACCUCACCUCUCUCUCUCUUCUCUCUUUCAAUAAAUGCACGGGUUUCUCAACAUACUUUCAACCAUUUCAAAAUCAACCCAGAUCAAUAAAGUUGUUAUCUUUUUCCAAUUCUAAAGUGACCCAGAUAAUUCUUUUGCUUGCAAUCUCUUUCUAAGAACCCAUUUUUCAAUUUUUUUUUUUCAACUUUCAAGUCCCAUUAUUUUUGCUGAGUGUUCAUUGGUGAAUUGUUGAGUUGUUUUUAGUAUCAAUGUUUGUCUCAAAGUACAAAAGUUUGUCUCUUUGUCUGGUUUCAUGGCUGUGCUAUGGUGGAGUGUUGGCUAUGGCUUCAAGUGAAGAGGGUAGUAGCAGUUCCAAAAACCUUGAUCAGACACCAACAUGGGCUGUUGCUUGUGUCUGCACUGUUUUCAUCUUGAUAUCUUUAGUUCUGGAGAAGGUUCUUCACAAAGUGGGAACGUGGCUACAUGAUAGGCACAAAAGGGCUCUCCUUGAAGCUCUGGAAAAGGUCAAAGCGGAGCUGAUGAUUUUAGGAUUCCUUUCACUGCUUCUGACUUUUGGGCAGAGCUACAUUGUUAAAAUAUGUAUUCCAGCCAAUUUGGCAGACAAACUGUUGCCAUGUCCAUAUACAGGAACCAACAAAGAAUCAAGUAGUGAAGAGGAGCAUCAUAGGAAGCUUCUCUCUUAUCAACGCAGAAUUUUGUCAGAUGAUACUAGCUCUUACAAAUGCAAGGAGGGACAUGAGCCACUUAUAUCUGUCAAUGGAUUGCACCAGUUACACAUUCUCAUUUUCUUCUUAGCAAUCCUUCACGUGCUUUACAGCGCUGUCACGAUGCUUCUUGGGAGACUAAAGAUACGAGGAUGGAAAGCAUGGGAGCAAGAAACUUCAUCUCAUGGCUUUGAGUUUGCCAAUGAUCCUUCAAGAUUCCGGCUUACACAUGAAACAUCAUUUGUGAGAGCCCAUGCUACUUUUUGGACAAGAUACCCUAUCUUCUUUUAUAUAGGAUGCUUCUUUAGACAGUUUUAUAGGUCAGUCGGUAAGGCUGACUACACGACUUUGCGCAAUGGAUUUAUUAGUGUCCACCUCUCUCCAGGAAGUAAAUUUAACUUCCAAAAGUAUAUCAAAAGGUCCUUGGAGGAUGACUUCAAGGUAGUUGUGGGAGUCAGUCCUGUCCUCUGGGCGUCGUUUGUUCUUUUCCUGCUCCUGAAUGUUAAUGGUUGGCAUUCUAUGUUUUGGGCAUCCUUAAUUCCUGUCACUAUAAUUUUGGCUGUUGGGACAAAACUUCAAGCCACAUUGACGAAGAUGGCUAUUGAAAUCACAGAAAAACAUGCAGUUGUCCAAGGGAUUCCACUAGUUCAAGGCUCAGACAAAUACUUUUGGUUUGGCCGGCCUCAGUUAGUUCUUCACCUUAUCCAUUUUGCUUUGUUCCAGAAUGCAUUCCAAAUUACAUAUUUCUUGUGGAUAUGGUAUUGUUUUGGGCUGAGAAAUUGUUUCCAUGCUGACUACAAGCUUGCAAUAAUUAAAGUAGCUUUAGGCAUCAGCGCGCUAUGCCUCUGCAGCUACAUCACUCUUCCAUUAUAUGCUCUUGUUACUCAGAUGGGCUCUAGAAUGAAAAAAUCAAUAUUUGAUGAACAAACAUCAAAAGCCUUGAAGAAAUGGCACAUGAAUGUGAAAAAGAAGCAGGGGAUAAAACUAGGGAAAACCAGUGUGAGAACCUUGGAUGGAAGCACCCCUGGUUCAACCACACCCUCUUCUGGCCCCACUCUGCACCGUUACAAAACCACCGGCCACUCAACUCGCACCAUGUCUGCUUAUGAGGAUCAAGAGGAUUACCAAUCUGACAUUGAACUGUCACCAACAUCAAAUCUGAUAGUAAGAGUGGAUCGAAGUGAUGAGCAAGAAGCAAAAGAAAAUGAACAUCACAGCGUGGAUGUGAGCAAUGACCAACAACUUACAAUGAGAGGUAGCUUCAAAUUAGUCAAGCCUGAUGAUCCCCUUGCCCUUGAAAGAAGCAUGAAAUAGCAUGACAAUUAUUCCAUUCAACUAGUAUCUGUUCAUUUUCAUAUAUGUUUACCAUUUUUGUUAGAUCUUGUUAGGUAUUGGUAUACUUAUCAAAAUUAAUAUAGAGUCGUUUGGAUAUCUGUUAGAAAGUAUGAAAUUAAGAAAAUAACACAUUCCGAGCCACUUUCAGUUGAAGUAGCAUCGAGAAUCGAGAUAUGUUAUUUUUCCGUUUUCA
Lotus japonicus is the source of this 2517-nucleotide messenger RNA. Its product is annotated as MLO-like protein 10. The record is from RefSeq and is a predicted model, not a curated record. Gene Ontology annotation, cellular component: membrane. NCBI's taxonomy places the organism in Eukaryota, Viridiplantae, Streptophyta, Magnoliopsida, Fabales, Fabaceae. Gene Ontology annotation, biological process: defense response. The transcript is spliced from 15 exons. Bases 534 to 2303 code for a protein of 589 amino acids.